AUGCCCGAUAUUGAAAAAUACGAACCGACAGAUGCGGAGCUAGCGGGGGCACUGGUAUCAGACGGUGCUUCUUUUGAUGAACGGGGCCUGUCGACUGAAGAAGCUGCUGCGGCAGACAUGGAGGCGCAGAAAGACAGCGUGGCCCAUGGCGACUAUGAUGCUCUGGCUUCUGAGGAUGACAUCAUGUUCGAAACUUUCCCGAGCGAAUUGCGUUUUAAAAGGCGCCCAUUCAACCACGAACUCCUCACUCACCAACAUCUCGGCGUUUCGGCGCUCGGCCGCCCUGUCGAAGCCCUGAUUCUCAAGGAUCCGAACCGAAUGCAACGUUCCAGGAAGCAAAUUCCAGUCCUUGAACCUGAAGUGCAAGACGCUGCACCCGUGGUUGAGCUGAAGUGGACUGACUACGUCGCGAAGACGGACGAUGAGCAAGACCCGGUGCUUGAAGCAUGGGACAACAUCGACGAAAUGCGACCGAUUGAGACCAACACCAUGCCCGCCCACGAAUAUCACAGAUUAGUAGCAACGCUCGUCGAUGGAUUUACCCAAGGACAGCUCAGCAGUUACAUCACAAUGAAGCAUGCCCAAGAGCUCGAAUCGCAAGCGACAGAGACGUCGCAAUUGUACCCGUGGAUUCAGAAGCAGACCCCUUGGCAGGCAGGUUAUCAGAUUGAAUUGGAAAGCAAAAAGCCAAAAUAUGUCUGCGCGGCGACUAUCAUUGACAAAAUUUGGAAGCUCGAAGUUCGAGAGCAAGUUGAAUCUCUCGGGCGUGCGCUACUAUGGGUGCAUCCAGUGACAUUUAAACUGCUCACAGGACAUGGACGACCUGUGCUCGAAGCGAUUCAACGUGAAAUGCUCAACCCCGGGAACAACGAGAGACUCGCUGCCAAGUCCGAAGAGUCACGACUCGGUAUAUACGCUGCGAAGGCAGCGAUUCCUCCUAUAAUAGAACGCUUAAACGAGGUCGCAAAGGCAGUGACUUCUACUCAACUGUCAACAGAAUAUAUCAACAAGGAGAAUUUGACGCAGCCCAUACUCGAUGCCCUAGCAAGCAUUACAAAUACCAUCAUAGAAACGAGCAGCAGUGGAAAGGAACUGACGGUUCACUGGGUUGCCGACGAUGAGAGACCGAGCCCGACAACUGCGAACGUCAACACAACCAUCGCAGCUGAAGGGCCAGCAGAUAUCGUCUGGCGUCUCUUAAUGGCAGCUCAAUGGGUCCCCGAAGCCAACGCUACCCUUUCCUCAAAGAUGGUAACGCGCGCAGGACGAGGCAAGAAACCAAAGGGUGGCUUGUACAUGGACUACCACCGCGAGGAACGGAGCAGGUCAUGGCGUGACAAGCUCAGGUCAUGGACACGCUAUGGCGCCGCCGUUACCAAGGCAGAGGAGACCACUCUGCCGCCGCUGCAGCUUGCGACGCGGGUAGAGCUUGCCGAUCUGCCAUCACUACAUGAAUUAGGCGCAGACAACGUAUUGGACGUGACAUUUGCAACGUUUGGCCACGUGCUGCACCCCAAGGCCACGGUCAAGAGCUCCGGAAAGAAGGUCGCUGACAAGAAGAGCGCCGACAAUGGCCGCCGGAUUCUAUCGCCGGUGAUCCCACACCCCGCCGCACUCACCACGCUCUCCGCCAUUGACGAGGCUGUCACGCAGUCAACCGCCAUCGUCCUGCACUUUGCUCCUGAUACGACGCGGCGAGACAGCGGCACGUCCGCCGGGGACACACUCCCUCGCGUGCGGCUUACUCUGCCCGUCGACGAGACGACCGAUCUAUCCCGCUUCGAGGCGCCGUCGCGCAGCUCCACGCUGCAGGCUGUAACCGCGCAUCGCAUACAAGACCUCCUACUUCCCGGCGAGGCCGUCGACGUGCGGCUGACGCAGCAGCGGCUCGUCACCCUCGGCGCCGACCAGCCUGCGAUGCGGCGCUUCCUGGACGCCUCCGAGUUCAACCUCCUCGAGGGCCGCCUGCGCACGCCCAGCCGCGUCAGCGCCCUCACCGUGCCCACCGACGCGGGCACCACCGACGCGUCGUAUCUCUUCGUGGGGCUUGAGGUGCGCCAGGCCGUCGAGACGCGCCUCGGUCGCCACACUGUCCGCUACGAGAGCGUCGAGGCCGGCCAGCACGGCGGGCAGCGCCAGGAGCUCUCUCUGCACCGGGCGGCACCGGACGCAGCGAACGCCGCUGCCGACGACGGCUUCUUGCAGCUGGUGGAGGACGUGGCCGCCGGGCACGUCUUCUCGUGGAACGACGGCGCGGCGCUGAUGCAGCGCCGCUCGAGCGAGACGUUCACGAUGGACCUGCUCGAUGACGGCGCGCUGGAUGACGAGCGCCGCCCUGCGGAGCCGGCGGCGGAGGAGGAGGAGGGGGCCCAGCCGCCACAAGAAGAUGGGGCAGAGGUCAGAGCGGAAGAGGGUGUGGCUGAUGCGGGCGUGCCCGCACAGGACGGCGAUGGUCAUAUAAAUGUCACAGAGUCCAGCGCGGGAGUGUCGAGUUCCUCUCCGCAGACCAAGGCGACGGCGCACUCGCAGCAGAUGCCUCCAACGGUAGAAGCAACGACGGGCGAGCCUGAGCCUGUGAUGCCAGCUGCGAUGCAGGAGCCCAAGUCUGGCGAGUCGUUCGCGCCAGCAGAAGCAAUGUCGGAAACGAAACUGUAA
Messenger RNA from Cordyceps fumosorosea ARSEF 2679, 2655 nucleotides. RefSeq lists its product as hypothetical. Gene Ontology annotation, cellular component: mitochondrial inner membrane. Bases 1 to 2655 code for a protein of 884 amino acids. The record is from RefSeq and is a predicted model, not a curated record. The transcript has 3 exons. Lineage: Eukaryota; Fungi; Ascomycota; Sordariomycetes; Hypocreales; Cordycipitaceae.